This is a messenger RNA of Saprolegnia diclina VS20, 1170 nucleotides long. RefSeq lists its product as hypothetical. NCBI's taxonomy places the organism in Eukaryota, Oomycota, Saprolegniomycetes, Saprolegniales, Saprolegniaceae. Gene Ontology annotation, biological process: intracellular signal transduction. The coding region runs from base 1 to 1170 and encodes 389 amino acids. The record is from RefSeq and is a predicted model, not a curated record. The transcript has a single exon.
AUGUCGGCCAUGGAUAUGGACUCGCUCAUGAGCACCAUCAACAACGCUGUCGCCAAGAUCUCGGCGAUCCGCGAGUCGUUUGAAGAGAACCCGCACUACCCGCCGCCGCGCCCGUCGUCGUCGUCGCGGUCGUCGCUGCCCAAGACGCGCAGCCGCCCUACUAUGUCCCGCACCUCGUCCUUUGAGCAGCAUGGGCUUCCGCGGCCACCUCUCUCGCGCACGAGCUCGACGUCGAGCACGACCUCAAACGGCAGCAGCUUCUCGUCGUCGCCAUCGCUCGUCAUGAGUCGCGGAAGUGGCAAGUCGGAUUUCGACUCGGACGAUGGCAGCGACGCCGUCUCCUCCGAUCGCGGUGGAAUCGUCAAGGCGAAGGCGUCACUCCCGUUUCCGUACAACAAGCUGCCGACUUCGCUGGACCUCGACGCGCUCUCGCCGUUCAAGGAGGCGCGCGCGAUGCGCAUGCAGGACAUUAAGGUAGCGUUCCACAACGGACUUCCGCAGGAGUUUUACAAGGCGAUCGGCCGCUUCCUCCGCAAGAUCAUCGAGGUCAAGCGCCGCUUCCAGAAGCUCAAGCCCAUCAAGGACUGCUUCCUUGGCUCGGACGCAGUCGGCGCGCUCAUGUUUUACGGCUUUGCGAUCGACGAGAACGAAAGCAUCUUGCUGGGCAACGUGCUCCUCAAGCUCGGGUACAUUGAAGACGUGCAUGGCCCCGCGGCCACGAUUCUCAACAAGUCGGAUGCGUUCUACCGCUUCUCGAAAGCGCUCGAGUUCCACGACGACAACGCGGCCUUGUCGCUCGAGAACGACGCGCUCACCAACGCCCCGGACGUCGAUGCGCCCAUGGAGACUUAUGCGUUCUCGGACGCGUCCGACGAGAUGCACGCGCUCAUCUCGGAAGAGAGCUUGGCGAUCUUGACGCGCGUCUUGCACCACGUGCUGGAGAAGAAGAACAAGCUGCUCUUCCACAAAGGCCACGUCGGCUGCUUCAUGGGCGCGGAGCUCGUCAUGGCGCUGCGCGAGAUGAAGAUUGCGACGUCGACGAUCGACGCGAUCCUUGUUGGCCAGUCGAUGUUCGAAGACCAACUAAUCGCGCCCGUGGAUCCCCACACGUCGAGCUUCCAGAACCGGUACACCAUGUUCCGCCUCGUCACGACCGCGCCGUCGGUCUAA